Penicillium verhagenii is the source of this 1182-nucleotide messenger RNA. RefSeq names its product fungal specific transcription factor domain-containing protein. The transcript has a single exon. Gene Ontology annotation, biological process: DNA-templated transcription. Gene Ontology annotation, molecular function: DNA binding; zinc ion binding. The record is from RefSeq and is a predicted model, not a curated record. The coding region runs from base 1 to 1182 and encodes 393 amino acids. Gene Ontology annotation, cellular component: nucleus. Lineage: Eukaryota; Fungi; Ascomycota; Eurotiomycetes; Eurotiales; Aspergillaceae.
AUGGGCUACCAUCAAGACGCUCAACUAUAUUCCAAUAUCUCCGUAUUCGAAGCGGAAAUGCGUCGACGAACGUGGCUUUUCUUGCAAGUCGCCGAUUGCAUGGUGUCGUGUCUCAUCGGCGUCCCAAGGGUUAUCACAGGAAAACUGGGCGAUACCGAGUUCCCACGAGAUAUCAUAGACGAAGAUUUCGGACCAACAACCGUCGAGCUACCACCAUCACAAUCUAUAUCCAAAAGGCCUACCAGCAUCACUUACAUGGUCGCCCUCAGACGGAUCAUGACGGUCUACAAUGAGAUGAUGGAUACUAUAUCAUCCAAGAAACUAAUAUACGACGAGACUCUCAAACUAAAUAACGACCUUGAAGUCGCCCGGGACCACAUCCCACCCCUCUUGCGCAUGCAUGCUCUCGACUACAACUGUCCGAAGGCAGAUAACGAUCUCAUUAUUGAGCGACACAUGUUGGAAAUCACGUUCCAACGCGCGCGCUGUAUCUUGCAUAGGCAGUACCUGUUAUCAAAUCGGGGCGAAAGCAUGAAUCAGGAUCUCCGAAGGACGUGCGCUCAUGCCGCACAGCGAAUAAUCGAACUUCAAAUUAAGCUAUUCCAGGAGAUCAUACCGCGGGCUCGCCAAUAUCGAAGAACUUGGUUUGGCGCUUCCAUGUGCAUCACAGAUUGCUUGACGGCUGCCAUGAUUAUCUGCUUCGAGAUCAUCAAUUUAUCGCAGGCUGAAAAGCAAUCACACUCCAAGAAAAUUGCUGGCUUCAUCGAGCUACUGAGGAGCUUGUACAAUAUCUGGAAGGUUGCUCCAGAGCCGUCGUUUGAGACCUCUCAGGCUGCUGAUACGUUGGCCGCGAUGUUUAAACUGGUACAGUCGGGCGAUGCAAAUAUUACUCUGCACUCCUCGGGCCCGGUUCUCUCCAAUGAUCAGGAUAGGCAGGCUCUCCCUGGAUCUCUCUCGGGGUCUGCAGACGGAAGAGUGGAAAUGCAAGAUCCCUUAACUUUGGGGUGUUUGCAGGAUCUGUUGAAUACCGAUUGGGCAUUUGAGAUGUUUGACUGGGUAAGAAAUACGUUGUACGUUGCGCCUUGUUUCCAACAUUUGCUGAUUAUACUCGUUUUGCAGGGUUUGUGGGAUCAUGAAAUGCAGGAACUCAGUGGCAUCAUUUCGAAUAAUAUGUCCGGUUGA